AUGGAAACCAGAAGUAAGCCUCAGCUCCUCGUGUUCCUGAUGCUUUUUAGCAUGCUCUUCUCACAGACAUUGGCUUGGCCUCUUUUCGAAGCACCUUCUGCUCUGAGGUUAGGUGACAGAAUAUCAUUUGAAGAAGCAAAUGAACCUGAUCAAGAUUCAUUAAAAGCAGACACUGACAUCUUGCAAAAUGCAUUAGCUGAAAAUGACACACCCUAUAAUGAUGUAUCCAGGAAUGCCAGACAUGCUGAUGGAGUUUUCACCAGUGACUUCAGCAGACUCUUGGGUCAAAUUUCUGCCAAAAAAUACCUUGAGUCUCUUAUUGGAAAACGAGUUAGCAAUAACAUCUCAGAAGACCAAGGACCAAUCAAACGCCACUCGGAUGCAGUCUUCACUGACAACUACACCCGCCUUCGCAAACAAAUGGCCGUAAAGAAAUACUUGAACUCAAUUCUGAAUGGGAAGAGAAGCAGUGAGGGAGAGUCUCCUGACUUCCUUGAAGAGUUAGAAAAAUGAUGAAAAAGCUCUCAGGAGCAAAGCUGCUGACAACUUCCCAAUGAAUUCUUAAAGGAAAAUGAUAGGUGAAGUAAUUAUAUUUUGAGUUCUACAUAAGUAAUUCAAGAAAACAACUUCAAUAUCAAAACCAAAUAAAAUAUAUUGUGUUGUGAAUGUUGUGAUUUAUUUUAUUCUAAUGUAAUAACUGUGAUGUUUACAUUGUAAAUAUUAUUUCAAAGUUCUUAAAUUUGUCUUUAACUCAUGAAAAUCCUGUAAUUUCAUAUGCUAUGUAUUCUUUCUAACAAAA
Messenger RNA from Ceratotherium simum simum (southern white rhinoceros), 799 nucleotides. RefSeq names its product vasoactive intestinal peptide (gene VIP). Gene Ontology annotation, cellular component: extracellular region; neuron projection. The record is from RefSeq and is a predicted model, not a curated record. Gene Ontology annotation, molecular function: neuropeptide hormone activity; peptide hormone receptor binding. Gene Ontology annotation, biological process: epinephrine secretion; regulation of protein localization; adenylate cyclase-activating G protein-coupled receptor signaling pathway. Lineage: Eukaryota; Metazoa; Chordata; Mammalia; Perissodactyla; Rhinocerotidae.